This is a messenger RNA of Durusdinium trenchii, 3705 nucleotides long. The record is from the annotation of a GenBank genome assembly. NCBI's taxonomy places the organism in Eukaryota, Dinophyceae, Suessiales, Symbiodiniaceae.
AUGACGAAGAGAACACCCGACAGCGCAAGUACGAUGGGGCACGGGGAGAUACCCCCCCUGCCGCCGGCACGGUGGGAACAACUGGGGCAACGCUAUGGCAAUGCACCAAGCUUGUCCUUGGGAACGAGCAAAGACAUCCAGGUAGGAGACAGUGUGGUCAUUGUAAAGGAUGAUGCGGACGUUGACUGGUCCAACUGUCCAGAGAUCAGUGCGUCCUCCAGGAGACUCUUGUUCUCCCCUCCCUGGACCCUGACGGUGCAUCGGCUUCAAGGAGACUUCUUUUACCCCACGAAUUUCCCGGAGAGUUUCGCACCGCUCGCCGCGCUGGGUCAGGUGCACCUCAUGGGAAAGCCACAUCGUCUGCUUCCGCCCGCGAGCGCGACGACCUCCAGGAGUUCGACUGCCGCGCCCGCAAGUCCCGCGGAGAGUUCUGCAGAGAGACCAGAGGUGACGGGUGGGUAUGAUGAGGACUGGGCAUUAGAUCCAGCAGAGGUGGACAAGUUGAAGUGCCCCAUUUGCAUGUUGGUGGCACGGAAUGCCAUGGCACAUGAUUGUGGAUCGGUGCUCUUCUGUGAAAUGUGCUGGGUCAAAUGCUUGGCGGAGGACAGCAAGUGUCCGGUUUGUCGCAAGGAUGGUUCCAGCAUCGCGCCAGCACACUUCGAGCGAAGAGCCAUCCUGAACCUCAUGGUGAAGUGCCCCAACAACUGUGGUGAGAGCUUCAACUUGUGUGACAAGGAGAAGCACCUGAAGGACUGCUCCGCCAGGUUCACGCUUUGCCCGCUUUGCCAAGAACAGGUCCCCACGAAUGAGUUGGAAGCGCACUAUGCCAGCAAUCCGGGGAAGCACAUCAUGCAGAUCAUGACACUGCUGGAUGAAGUCACGCAGUUGCGAGAAGAAGUGAAGCAGCUGAAGGAACAGCAACGCUUCAUGCGAGCGGCGCGCAGCCUGCGAGCGCAGCACGUUCAAGGAGAGGUGCCCCAAGAGAUUCUUGUGCAACUCAGUGGUGAAUCAAGCUCUAGCAAUCAACUGCGUGGCAUCUAUGGGAACCAUGGCGAGCACAAUGACAAGGUCAUGUACAGGAAGGUGGAUAGCACUGCGAGCAUUUAUUUCGAUGGCCAAUGGAAGAUAGGUUUGCAUGGUGUCGAUGACUGGGUGUAUUGCCAUCCAGAUGACUCACUGCCACACCCACCUUUGGGUGAAUGGACAAGUGUAGAGGGAUCCACGGAUCCCGUUCCCACCAUCUGCAGUGUUCCACAGGUGUUGCAAGUCGCAAAUGCCAGCGGAAGCAUGAAUGGCCGCUAUGCUCGAGCUGAAGACUUCAAUGGUAAGCCGAAGUUUCGACAGGUGGGUGCCUCUGGAACCCUGCAGUUCGAUGAUGGCUGGAAGAUUCGGCGAGAAGAGUUUUCGGAAGAUUCGACCUCAUACUACCAUCCGGAUCAUGCCGCCCUACCUCCUAUGGGCGACUGGAGGACUCUGAUUGGAGGAGACUUCCCCAGCGUGUCACCUGUUCAUGUUCCCAUCUCGACGGCGUCAAGGUUCCUUUGGAUUCAAGGUGCGGGUGGCAGCGGCGAGCUGACGAACGGUUGUUAUGUGCACAUCGGCUCCAGCAACGACAAGCCCAAAUAUUGGCAGAUGGAUGGUGCUGGGAUCAUUUACUUCGCAGGUCGUUGGAAGAUCAACCACCGAGAUAGUGAAAUGGGCUGGUACUAUCAGCACCCAGAUAGCUCUGCAAGUCAGCCGCCCCUUGACGGGUGGAGCACUGAGGGCUAUUCGGGCGAUGCUGAGCCUCCUCCGUCGCUUCAUUCACAGCACAGGUAUUCCGUUGAAGGAUUCCAGCUAGCACACCCGCCCUUUCUGGUGGUGAAAGAUGCGGGGCAUGCACCAGUGAAUGGCCGCUUUGCACAGGUGGGCCUUCAUGAAGGCAAACCCAAAUAUCAGCAGGUCGAUGGCAAUUCGAUCCUUUUUUUUGAAUCAGGCCUAUGGAGGUUGAAUGAUGAAGACACCACCGGACAGAGGAAUUAUGAUGCCGUGGAGGGAGAUUUCCCUAUGCCUCCCAGCCAAUGGGAACAUCACAUCAUUUUUGGCACUCCACCCAGCCUCUCGUGGGGCACCAGUCGAGAUGUGCAAGAAGGAGACACUGUGAUUUUUGCUCAGGAUGAUGAAGAUGCUGACUGGUCGAACUGUCCAGAAGAGAGUGCGUCAGGAAGGAGGUUGCACUUUUCUCCAUCCAUGAGGGUGACAGUGCAUCGCCUCCAUGGUUCUUGGUUUUACCCCACAAAUCAUCGAGAGAAGGUGGCUCCUCUAGCAGCCGUGGGCCGCGUGCUGUUGCUCGGUAAGGCUCAUCGCAUGAUGCAUGGAACGGGGGAGACCCCAAAUCUCUCGAGUGCAAGUCCUUCAAGCAUUCGAGAAAUUCCGCAAGAAGUCCUGGUGCAACUGGCUGUGCCGAGCCCCGCCCCAGACGCCCAUCGACUGCAUGGUACCUAUAGGCACCAUGGGGAGCACAAUGGCAAAGUCAUGUACCAAAAGGUGGACGGUGAUGCUACCAUCUACUUUGAUGAGCGCUGGAAGAUUGGUGUCCGCGGUGUCGAUGACUGGGUGUAUUGCCAUCCAGAUGACUCACUGCCGCACCCACCUUUGGGUGAAUGGACAAGUGUAGAGGGAUCCACGGAUCCCGUUCCCACCAUCUGCAGUGUUCCACAGGUGUUGCAAGUCGCAAAUGCCACCGGAAGCAUGAAUGGCCGCUAUGCUCGAGCUGAAGACUUCAAUGGUAAGCCGAAGUUCCGACAAGUGGGUGGCUCUGGAACCCUGCAUUUCGAUGAUGGCUGGAAGAUCAAGGCUGCAGAGACGUCGGACGGUUUGUAUUCGCAUCCGGAUGUGCUCGCAGUUUUGCCACCUUCUGGUGAAUGGACACUGAGUGGAAGCGAAGUCCCCAUCGUGUUGUCACCUGUUCAUGUUCCCAUCUCGACAGCUCCAAGGUUCCUGUGGGUUCAAGGUGCGGGUGGCAGCGGCGAAGCCACCAACGGCUGGACCACUGAAGGCUACAUGGGCUCAGCGGCACCGCCUUCUCUUCACGCCCAGCAAAGGCUUUCCAGGGAAAACCUCCCCACGACUGCUGCGGCAGCGGGUGUGCAGAGGGUCUCCCCACAAGCCACGACUGCUGCGGUGAGUCUGGAGACGCCAGAGGUGACGGGUGGGUAUGAUGAGGACUGGGCAGAUCCAGCAGAGGUGGACAAGUUGAAGUGCCCCAUUUGCAUGUUGGUGGCACGGAAUGCCAUGGCACAUGAUUGUGGAUCGGUGCUCUUCUGUGAAAUGUGCUGGGUCAAAUGCUUGGCGGAGGACAGCAAGUGUCCGGUUUGUCGCAAAGAUGGUUCCAGCAUUGUGCCAGCACACUUCGAGCGAAGAGCCAUCCUGAACCUCAUGGUGAAGUGCCCCAACAACUGUGGUGAGAGCUUCAACUUGUGUGACAAGGAGAAGCAUUUGAAAGACUGCCGGGCGCUGUCCACCACCUGUCCCCUCUGCAACGUUCAGGUCCCCACGAAUGAGUUGGAAGCGCACUACGCCAGCAAUCCCGGGAAGCACAUCCUGCAGAUCGUGGCACUGCUGGAUGAAGUCACGCAGUUGCGAGAAGAAGUGAAGCAGCUGAAGGAACAGCAAGGGGGGACCUCCGCAGUGAUUCUGGUUUUCGCCACAAGUACAAGUCAAUGA